Messenger RNA from Thelazia callipaeda (thelaziosis nematode), 2523 nucleotides. NCBI's taxonomy places the organism in Eukaryota, Metazoa, Nematoda, Chromadorea, Rhabditida, Thelaziidae. The record is from the annotation of a GenBank genome assembly.
UUUCACAGUGAAAGACACUCCCGGGAGCAACGUAUUCCUGCAAACAGUUGCAAAGACGAAGUAUUACCAUCUAUUGCCACGCAUACUUAUGCUUGCAGUCCAUCCCUUGUAAAAAGAGUUGUGUGGAAAGAUGUUUCAGGAUCAUCAUUUGUCUCAAAUGCUUCACAGUCUGUUCCUUCUACAAAAAGUCAGUGCAUUUCUUCAGCCCGCAACGUGUUUGCAGGUAAGCAAACAGCCGUGUGGUCAGCAGUGAACAGUGAGCUGAAAAAUCGUCAAAAAAUAGCUAAGAUCCGACCUACUCCGCAAGUGUCCGUCUCGAAAAAUUCAGUUCCGGUUUCAUCUGUAAAUUCCUUACAGAAUAGAUCAUUUCGUACUAUGACCGAACGUAACCAUUUUGGUUUAUCAAAAGUUUUCUCCUCACAACCAUCAUCUUCAUCAGAAGGCACCAUUUGUUCACAACAACAAAGCCCUCAAGCUACCCCUGUCUGUAGUGCCAGUGCUUCUGAGAAUUCAGCUUGUGAUUAUUCCCAUUUGUCAGAAUGUCUUGAUUAUUCGAAAAAAUCAGAUACCAGCACUGUACUUGGAUCUUCGAAUCAGAAUCAAAGUAGCAAGGAUGAUGAUGAUGUUAGUGUUGCGGGAACAGUUUUUAAUGAACCGUGGGAUUCAAAUGUUUGGGAAAAUUUACUGGAUUUAGCGCAUUACGGUGAUGAAAAGCCUGCAGCUCUUACAAAGCUUCAUGAUGGCAAUCAAAUUGUGCUAAGCGAAGCAAUAGCUGAAGAAGGUGAUGAAGAACUAAUCUGUUCUCAAGAAAUUAAUUUCAUUAGUGAUAAACGAAGAUCUCACCCUAGCGUAAAUGUUGACGUUAAUGGAGGUAAUGAUGAUUACGGAAUAGUGAUGCGUAGAUUUGAUAAUCAUCGUGUAAUGGAUGGAGUAGAAUCAGAUGGUCGUCGUAAUGGCAUUGUAAACAUAACUGCAAAUUUUAAAAAUGAAGAUCACUGCUGCAAGCAACAGCAUCUAGAAGCUAUCAGCAAAUCAAGCAUGAGUGAUAGUGUUGAUCAGGAAGCAUCGAAUUCCGUUAUGAAUAUUAGUAAUGCAGAGGAGAUAUCAAACGGUACAGCUACUAUGGAUAGUCAGAAAUCAACAAAUACACAUUCAUUGCCGCGGAUUUUGCCACGGCACUCGAAGCUCGACGAUUCAUGGUUUGACUCUCUAGAUGAUAUACCAACAAGCAUUCGUGCACUUUCACCUAUUAUUUCACCACCUCGUCUUAAAAAUAGUUUGAGCGCGGAUCCAGGUACGAAGAUCCAAGAAUAUGUUGAAAGGCUAUCUCAAGAAGAAAAUACUGUCUUUGGUGCCACUUUGCGUCGCUUUAUUGAAUGCACUUUUGAAGCAGAAGAAUGUGACCCACAGGUGGUUAUUCGAAAUGUUCGUCAAUUCUUAAAUGGGCUAAAAAAUUAUUUGGUUAAACACGGAGAGGGUGAAUUGCAUGAUCUUAUUGAAAAAGAACGAAUACGUCUUAAUGCGAAUGAAUUUCUGAAUAUUGAUGCCAUCCUAGAAGCUGUUUUGCACAAAAUUGUUUUGUAUCCGGUAAAGCCUCAUCUUUAUCACUUGAUGAUACGUGAGUAUUCCAAAAAUGGUUGGCUUCAAGCACUUUCGGAAAAUCUUACUUACGUUCGCACAUUGUCUCCAGAGCAAUUAGGCUUUGGAGCUCGGUCUAAGUUUUCACCUCCUACAACGCAAAAAAUGGAAACCAUCAAAAUUUGCUUGCGAAAAAUGCAGCACCAUUAUUCCCCUUUGAAGAAAUUAGAAAACUUAUUGCGUGUGAUAUUUUUGGCGAUUGGCCGAAUGCAAAUCUGUGAUAACUCUAAUAAUGAUAUCGAAAACCAUGAUCCCGUCAGUACAGAAAGCAACAAGAUCAAAAUUUUACCACCUGCUGAUGAAUUAGUGCGGUGGUUGGUGUACUUGUUGGCACGUACGUCAGCAGUUGGUUGUGAAGUAGAGGCAUGGUAUAUGUGGGAACUACUUCCGAAGCAACUACUGACUACUGGUGAUUCAAGUUACUACCUCAUUGCCUUAUUUUCGGCUAUCGAUGUACUCAAAAAUACUGAAAGUAUUCGAAAAUUGGGACAGGUGGAUGAGUCAUCCCUUGCGGAAGAUGGAUCUUACUGUUCAUCGCUAGGCAGUGUAAGUCCGGUGCUUUCAUCCUCAUCGGAUGCUUUUGUCAAAGUAGCUGUGCCAGAUGAAUUGGAUGGAUCUAUUCGGUACCAUACAUUUCCUGGAGUGCCUCAAAUGACUGCUGGAAAGUUAUGUCGCGUUAUUGCACAUCAGUUUGGUAUUACAAAUCCUGAAGAUCAUGGAUUAUAUCUGCUUGUUGAUGAUUACGAGACUUGCCUUCUGGCUAACGAAUGUCCUGAUUUAAUUCGGCAUCAGCUGAGACAAGCUCGAAAGACAUAUCUCUUUGCAUACAAGCGACAUGAAGCAAAGAUUGUUUGGCCGAAGUUCUCACUGACAUCUAUUUCAUAG